Boleophthalmus pectinirostris (great blue-spotted mudskipper) is the source of this 879-nucleotide messenger RNA. RefSeq names its product deoxycytidylate deaminase-like. Gene Ontology annotation, molecular function: catalytic activity. NCBI's taxonomy places the organism in Eukaryota, Metazoa, Chordata, Actinopteri, Gobiiformes, Gobiidae. The transcript has 9 exons. The coding region runs from base 44 to 490 and encodes 148 amino acids. The record is from RefSeq and is a predicted model, not a curated record.
ACCUGUACGGGCUCUUGUAAUAAACCAAGUGUCAGCUGAAGUUAUGGCCAGUAUAAGUGAGCCUGUUGAGCAAUGGACACCCAGACAGGACUACCUGAGAGAUGAUGACUAUUUCAUGGCCUUAGCCCUCCUGACAGGCCAGAGAAGCACACAUCCUGACAAACAGGUGGGUGCUUGCAUAGUGAAGGACAACAAAGUCAUUGCAGUUGGCUACCACCAAGUGGUCAAGGAAGGUGCAGAUGUUCAGCAGGGGCGACCCCCGACGGAAAGUGAGGACCAGGUGGAAUAUCAUGCAGAGACUGAUGCCAUCAUAAAAGGUGCAGAUGUUCACGGCUGCACUAUGUUUGUGACUGAGUUUCCAUGCUGCCAGUGUAUGAAGGUCAUCAUCCAGGCAGGAAAUACCAGCCCCAAAGGGAUGACAUUGUCAUCAAAUGUACACAAGAAGAGACAAAACAGCCAACCAAGAAACAAAAAAAGGACAGCACAUUAAUGAUGGCUGACUCAGAUUAUUUCAUGGCUGUGGCCCUGCUGACAGCACAGAGAAGCGGGGAUCCCAACACACAGGAGGGGGCCUGUAUUGCGAGAGACAACGAGAAAGUGAUUUCUGUUGGUCACAAUCAAAUGCCUAAUGAUAAUUUUGACACUUAUACCUGGGAUCGUGAUCUAACGAAGGAUAACAAACAUUUUUAUGUGUGCCAUGCAGAGCUUAAUGCCAUCCUAAGCAGCACUGAGGUCAGAGGCUGUACCAUCUAUGUGACCCUUUUCCCCUGCAGUCACUGUGCCAAACUCAUUGUUGGGAAAGAGGUAGAAACUGUUGUUUACUGGUCAGACAAAUAUGGUCAUCGUGAGGAUGCAAAAAAGGCAAAAAAAAUUCUUGGC